AUGUACGUGCUUGACACAGCCUCGUUAAAAUCGCAACCGCAGUGGAGCCAUAUGGUCGAGUCCAUCGGGCAUCAUGACAACAGGCCAGUCCAGCCCGCACCUCCUGAGCGCGAAACAAACAUUCACAUCUGCAAAUCGACUGCCUACAGACGACUAAUGAAGCACGGCCUUUGCGACCGCGGAAUCGUGCCUCAGUUCUAUGGGACAAUGGAACAGAUGGACUUAUCACACUAUCAACCUCACCUGAAGAUGUUUCUUAAUGACAAGAAUCCUCCUAGCGCCAUCCUCUUGGAGUACAUUCCAAAAAUGGAGAUGAUCUAUCCGCACAAUUUUACAAAGGAGUGGGGAGAGGCUUUGAUCCAUGGCAUUUGA
This is a messenger RNA of Blastomyces gilchristii SLH14081, 372 nucleotides long. RefSeq lists its product as uncharacterized. The coding region runs from base 1 to 372 and encodes 123 amino acids. The transcript has 2 exons. NCBI's taxonomy places the organism in Eukaryota, Fungi, Ascomycota, Eurotiomycetes, Onygenales, Ajellomycetaceae. The record is from RefSeq and is a predicted model, not a curated record.